This is a messenger RNA of Dentiscutata erythropus, 860 nucleotides long. The record is from the annotation of a GenBank genome assembly. Lineage: Eukaryota; Fungi; Glomeromycota; Glomeromycetes; Diversisporales; Gigasporaceae.
CUAUAUACCCCACAGUUGAAAAAGAAUUAUUAAAUUAUGUUCAAAUAAAAUGGGCAGAAAGGAUGACAGUUACUGCUUCUAUGAUUGGAAGAAAGGUGAGAAAAUUAGGGAAGACUUUAGAUAUUCAAGAUGCAAAGUUCUCCUCUGGUUGGGUUAAACAUUUCAUGCGACAAAAUAAAUUGGUAGAACGCGUUCGGACACAACAUGUACAAAAACUUCCAGAAGAUAUACCUUUAGUUGUUAAAGAAUUCCUUCAAACUUCACAUGAAAAAACAAAGGACAUUGAAAAAAAAUUUAUUAUCUCUUUUGAUGAGAUACCAAUACGUUGUGGUGACCAUGGCACCUUGUGCAAAUAUGAUAGGAGAUUUGAUGAUCUCGACUUAUAUUCCACAAGUUAUUCGGGCCAGACCGAAUGGGAAGGGUUAGAUGUUCUAGAGAUACCUGGUGGAACUACUUGUGUCUCACAACUGCCCGAUGUAUCAGUAAACAAGCCAUUUAAAAAUGGGAAAGGUGGGUUUACUAAAAAAGGAAACCGCAAAAGAGCAUCAUACGAAUUGGUAUGUGAAUGGGUAUCUGAAACGUGGAGGGAAAUCAGUACAGAUCUUUUGGCUAGAUCUUUUGAAGCAGCCGGGCUUACGCUUAACCCUAAUGGCAGUGAAAAUGACAAGAUGACAGGCCAUCUUCGAGCUAUUAUUGCAAAUCAUAUGAAUGAGGUGUGUUUUUCCGUGGAAGAAGAUAAUGAAUUAUCAAAUCAGGAUGAUGUAGAUAAUGAAUCAAAUCCUGACGAUGAAUUUGGUGAUGAACUUUACAGUGAAAGUGCGACAGAUGAUGACUCUGUAGAUAUGAUGAACAUUGAAUAA